AUGCGCACGUACGCACGUACACGUGGGCUGGAGGAAAAGAACGGCGUGAUUUCAUUGCGAAAAUCUCCCAUCCAUGAUCCGAUCCCGCUCCCCCCGCAGAAUGGAAGUGUGCUCGUAGAGCGAGCCUGGCAGACGGACGGACGAUGGACCUGUCUGGGCCCUGGACGGGAUACCCCGAGGUUGAGGACAGCAAACGGUCCUGCAUUGCAAAGGGCCCUGAAUUUCCUAUGCUCAUCUGUGAAUGGGGGAAAAAAGGGGGAUAUGGGUCCUAAUCUCGAUGAUAUCGACCAAGUCUGGCCGUUCCCAGAACCGAACUUGCUGUUGCAGCCCCAGGUCCAUGUUCAGUCCUGUCUGCGAGUCUCAAGUCCAUGACUUUGGUGUCAAUCGGCGACGGAUUUUUGAUUCUCGAGACCACAGUUUGUCGCCUUGCUUAGAGUCUCAUUCAUUUUAACUGACUCUCGCCGAGUCCACAGCCUACAGGUAGCUCAGAAGCGAAGCUUACGAUGAGCGAGCGUUUCUCUCUUAUCUCCCCAUCUUUCCUUUUGUCAUACACGGUUCAUAUCACACAUGUGUUUCCUUCCAAGAGUCGAGUAUUCUUGGACAAACACAAAGACAAAUGUCAGUUGGAAAUGACGAGGCCAGGUAUUCCUCCUCUCGAGACGAAGCACUUAUACACAACAACGCCUGCAUUCACCUUUCCGAUAUUGACUAUGCGAACAGCCCGGGCAAAUAGCAAUGCGCUCGUCUCUCAUGUCCGGUGUAUUGACUCGGGGUAGAGACGGAGUUGACGACUCCGCUUGGUAUCUAUCUAAACUCCUCGUGAAACUCAGCCAAACCACCUUUCGUCCCCCUUUGGUUUUUAUAUACAUUAUAAUUACAAUUUUGUAUUUCCGCAGGUCGGCCACGCAGCCACAUCUCCCC
Molecule: messenger RNA, 921 nt
Organism: Colletotrichum destructivum
Lineage: Eukaryota; Fungi; Ascomycota; Sordariomycetes; Glomerellales; Glomerellaceae
Exons: 2
Coding region: 1-372 (123 amino acids)
Source: RefSeq, a predicted model, not a curated record